Messenger RNA from Colletotrichum higginsianum IMI 349063, 1164 nucleotides. RefSeq names its product Tpt1/KptA family RNA 2'-phosphotransferase. Gene Ontology annotation, molecular function: tRNA 2'-phosphotransferase activity. NCBI's taxonomy places the organism in Eukaryota, Fungi, Ascomycota, Sordariomycetes, Glomerellales, Glomerellaceae. The coding region runs from base 1 to 1164 and encodes 387 amino acids. The transcript has 2 exons. The record is from RefSeq and is a predicted model, not a curated record. Gene Ontology annotation, biological process: tRNA splicing, via endonucleolytic cleavage and ligation.
AUGACAAGUAGCACUGUUUACUUUUUCAAAAGAUUCAGAUUUCCUAGCCUCGUUCACGUGAAAAGACCGCCGUGGCAGGCUGUUUUAGUGGACUACGCGGCUAUACCACGGCCGAUUGCAGUGCAAGGCCCAGCGCACCAGACGACGCACAACCGCCAUCUCUCAUCAGCGUCACCCCGGUCGACGUGGCAACUGGGACCGUUUUCAAGGCUUUCACAGUUUCAGGCAUCUCCGUCCGUCGUGGAGCAAAACAGAAUGGCAGACCAGCACGUGGAGACAGCGGCUGCUGCUGUCGAUGACAAGACGCAGAGGCGCGGAGGAGGAGGUGGACGCAGAGGCGGGAGGGGGGCUGGUGGCGGGGGACAGCCGCGGGAGGUGUUGGUUUCCAAGGCACUUUCAAAGCUUCUGAGACACCAGGCCGAGAAUGCCGGGUUGAAGCUUGAUGACGGCGGGUAUGCGCCGUUGGACAAAGUGCUCGCCUACGGCCCGAUCCGCUCGCUGCAGGUGACCUUCUCCGACAUUCAAGCCGCUGUCAGCACGUCGGACAAGCAGCGCUUCGCCCUCAAAGCCAACGAGGCGACGAACCCGUCGCUGGACGAGAACUCGACGGAGCCCUCGCACUGGCUGAUCCGCGCGAACCAGGGCCACAGCAUCAAGCUCGACUCGGCGGCGUUGCUGACGCCCGUCACGCUCGAGGCCGGCAACGUGCCCGAGAUCGUGGUGCACGGCACGUACUUUGCCUUCUGGCGGGCUAUCGAGGAGUCGGGGGGACUGAGUAGAAUGGGGCGGAACCAUGUGCACUUCGCGACGGGCCUGCCGGGGGAUGAGAGGGGCGUCGUGAGCGGCAUGAGGAGGGAUGCCGAAGUGCUGGUGUACGUCGACGUCGAGAGGGCGCUGAGAGAGGAGGAAGAGAUGCGGUGGUGGGUCAGCGAGAACGGCGUCGUGCUGACGGAGGGGGACGCCGAGGGGAGGGUGCCCACGAGGUUGUUCCGCGAGGUGCGGGCGAGGGACGAGGCGGCGGGCGUGGGCGUGCUUUGGAGGGACGGGGAGAAGGUCGGCGAGCUGCCCGAGGGGUUGAGGAUGAGAGCGCCGCCGGGCAAGGGGAGGGGUGGUGGGCGUGGUGGGCGUGGCGGGCGUGGUGGCCAGAGAGGUGGGAGGGCGUAA